This is a messenger RNA of Linnemannia hyalina, 2343 nucleotides long. NCBI's taxonomy places the organism in Eukaryota, Fungi, Mortierellomycota, Mortierellomycetes, Mortierellales, Mortierellaceae. The record is from the annotation of a GenBank genome assembly.
AUGGGUAAGGAACACGAGCAGAUCCAGGAGUACGAUGACGACCUUUUGGCGCAUGUUGACCACAUUCAUGACCCAGCAGUACUCAAGCGACUGUUGAUCCAAAAGGAGCAGGAGCGCCAGGGACUUUCUCUGAACCUCGACAUGGCUGCCCGCCUCGGUUUGGACCUUCACCAGCAACUUCAGCGGUGUGAAAUUGAAUCUGCCGCCAAGCUUCAAUCGCUGCACGAUGAGAAUUUAGCUCUACAAUCCAAGGCGAACCAGAGUCAGGAACUCUCAUACCAGCUCGCGAACUCAGAACACGAGAUCAAAGAGCUGAGAGGGAAGAAUCGAUUCCUACAGCGGGAACUGGAUACCUGCCGGCAAGAGCUGAAGACCUUCCGCAAGGACCUGGACCAGCUGUCAGAACAUAUGAACCAAAUUAGCACGGAAAUGUUCGACGCCAAGAACAAGGUCAACUCGUAUGCCAGGCGACUGGGAGAGGUGGAGCAAGAGCUGGUCCAGACCAAGGAGCUCAAUGUGAAUCUGCAGGUCCAGCUCGACAAUGCCUUGCAGAAGCAGAAGCAAACUCAGUCCAGCACCACCCAGGUGGUGUUUUCUGACAGGGACACGAUGCGGUUGACGCUGGAGGAACUGGAGACUCGGCAGAUGCAGUGCGAAGGAAAGGUCGUGGAGAUGAUGACAAACACCCGCGAGUAUGCCCAACUUCUCGAGGAGGCUCAGGAAACGAUUCACACUAUGCGCAUUGAAUCUGACAUGGAGGGCCGUGGCUGGUCAGGUCGAGGUCAACAUGCGGCCAUCUGGGAUAACAAGACAGGAGAGCAGCCUGAGGACGGAAGCGAUAAUAGACCAAGAAACAGCCGCCAGCUAACGGCCAGUCCUACUAGCAUCAGUCAUUACGGCUUAGCAACGCUUAAGGAUGAACUCGACCCAAUGUUCAAUUCAGGAUCAUGGGAUCGCCACCACCCUGGUGGCAUGAGCUCUCUUGAACAGGAGCUUGGUCUUGGUACUCUCGACAAGGAGCUGGCAGGAGGAUUUACACAUAACUUGGACCAGGAGCUGCAAGGAUUCCAUCAUGGAGGAUCUCUGGAGGAUGAGCUUAGAGGAUUCAACAACCCCACCGGCUCUUUGGGCGAUGAGCUAAGAGGCAGUGGUCAUGGAGGCUCGCUGGAGGAUGAGCUUAGAGGCUUUAACCAUGGCAUGUCGUUGGACCAGGAAUUGAGGGGAUUUGGUCGCGGAGGGUCCUUGGAGCAAGAGCUUGCCGGCGCUCGGGAUCCCAUUUUCGAGCCCAUUCGUGGAUCCCUGGCUAGUGAGUUGGCUGGUCUUAAAGAGUCACCCGCAUCUAGCGUCGUCGAUGAUGCCGCGACGGAUGCAGCCUCAGAAGAGACAGCCGACGAGGAAAUCAUCAGGAGAUCUCUGGACGAGGAGGAGGAUACUUAUGUCACUUUCAUUCCCCAGCGACUUUCUCUCUCGGCUGAUCUCCGCCAACGACUUGAGGAGAACAAUAUCCUACAGACUGUGUUGACAGGACGUGCAACACGGAACGUUCACAGCACCAUCGGCAUCGGCAUCACUAGUGUACACAGCCCUAUCCAACACACUCCUACAAACUUUCGCGACAUUGGGCGAACCUUGAGCAUGAUGACACUUCCCAACCAGAGGUCUCUACCACAUCCCAAGAACCGUAUACCUUCGCCCCUCCCAUCGCCUAAAAUGCCGCCCUCAUCAACGGCUGGCGAGUCGUCGUCCACUCGAUCAAUCUCGUCGUCGGGAAUCAUGUCGGCCUCAGGAACUAGUGCAGGCUCAUAUCCAGGAUCUUCUGUCACUGACCCAUCCGACGUUCAGAACAUCCUGGGUUUGAAGUACCUUCUCUCUGCCAGCAGCUCGGCCGAUCUUUCUAAUGUCGUCACCAAAGCGCACACCAAGACCCCGACGGCUACCGCUCCUACGCCUCUCCGAGAGAAAAUGACGACGCGUGUGCCAGUACCCUUGACUGCCGUCAAAGAAAAGCCUGGUUCGCCUAGCCCGACCAAAGAAGGACGAAGCUCGACUCCUUCGGUCACCAAAUCGAGUGCGACCACGACUACAACUACUUCGACAGCCACGGCAACGUCGACUUCAUCGACCACAAUGACGACGACAGCAAGCGGACGACCCACACCGUCUAGACCUAUUGCGUUUGGAUCUGCGGUGAGCGGUGGGUCCCGGUCUGGUCGCAAGUCUACAUCGCCAGCGUCUUCCUGGAGCUCGUCCUCGUCCACGUCUUCCAUCCCUCGACGACCUUCCAUGGCACCCAAUUCCGGAUCCUUCAACUCUGGCAAACCCAAACCACCUACCAACAAUUAA